AAAACACGUGAGCCUCACGUGGAAAGAGAAACACUCGGGAAACCUGUUUCUGUUGCUCUACAUCGUCGAUGCCGCCUCUUUCGACGCCCCGCGUCGAUCUUCGCCCCCCUUCCUCCGCUAAACACCGCGAUUAAAACACAAUUAUAUAAAAUUAGCAAAAAAAUAAUAAUAAUCUCUCAAAAUCCGAGGAGGUCUCCUCCAUCUACCCAAUCCGAAUCCCCUCGUGGAAGUCUUCGGUUGAUCGAUGCAGGAAGAAAUUUGACCAAUCGACCACUUAUCCAUUUCCGGGUUGAGUUUUUUUGUUGCGGCAAUGUGAAGAUCUGCUUGUUAUUGUGAAUUGAAGCUCCCGUGGUUUUUCAGUACAUAGAGAUGCCAAUGAUUACAAUUUACAUCUAAUUCAGAAAAAUGGAUGCUGGGAUUUCCAAUCCUUCUGGGAACCUUUCUACAUGUUUUUAUGUUGCCAGUGCAUUUGGAAGGACGCCUACAGAAAACAAUUUUCGCGACACCUCUGCUCUAACUGGCGAAAAUUUCUCUAUGGAGGUUUUGCAAGCUCGAGUGACUUCAAAAGAGAAUCCUAUCAGAACUGGAUUGGAUCAUGGUUACAUAAACGGAUUGGGAUUGAACGUCAAACAGAAUCCACACACUGGUUAUGAAGAUCAAGCUGGUAGUUUUGGACUCCAAAGAGUAGAAUCUGAUUUUUGUUAUGAUGAUUCUUCUUGCUUUCCUCUCAGCGUACCUGCUCUUGAAGUCAAUGCUAGAGGUCACGCUGAUACAGCAGGCCCAAAUUUAGCUUGGAGUGAUCAGAGAAUCAAUGAUAAACAAUUCAAUGACUCUUUCAAGUCCUCUUCUUCUAAUCCCUUUCAUGGCUCUCAGACCCGCACAGACAUGCGUGGAACCUCAGAAAACCCACGAUCUGGGAAGGUUAAGUUUCUAUGCAGUUUUGGUGGAAAAAUCAUGGCAAGACCUGGUGAUGCCAAGCUGAGAUAUGUUGGUGGUGAGACAAGGAUUAUCUCCAUCAAGAAGAAUCUUUCAUGGAAGGAAUUCAUGCACAAAACUUUUAAUAUUUGUGAUGCACCGCAUAUUAUUAAGUAUCAGCUCCCAGGGGAGGAUCUUGAUUCUCUUAUAUCUGUUUCUUCAGAAGAAGAUCUUCAGAAUAUGAUGGAUGAGUACUAUGGAGUUGACAAGGCUGGUGGAUCCCAGAGACUCAGAAUAUUCCUCAUCCCUCUUAAUGAUGCCGAGAAUUGUUCUCUAGAUCCAAUAGACUUGCAGUGCAGCUCAGAGUUUCAGUAUUUUGCUGCUGUAAAUAAUAUAGGAGAUCUCAGUCUUAAGGAAAGUUCAACUGGCAACAGCUUAUCAAGCCAAGUAGGCUACCAGCUAGAUAGAUUACUAAGUUUUACCAAAGACUCCCUUCUUCUUCACGUUGAUACUGUGGAUGAUCCAGACAAUUCUCAGCCGUCUGUUAGUAAUCAAAGUGCAACCAGCCAUUCACCACCUACUUCUCCGAAACUAGUACAACAGAGAGAAAGGAGGCAUUCUCGAAAGCAGUCAUUUGAAGAUCAUUUCAUUGCAGAUUUACCAUUUGAAAUUCAUUAUGACGUGGAUAGAGGCAAUCUAAUGAAUAAGGAUAUUGCUAAAAGGCAAAUUAAACAUUCUGGGCUUCAAUUUCAGAAAAAAGAAUUAGCUGGUGAGUUUUCUCCACUGAAAUCUACUGACAGGGAUAAUGAGUCAGCUGGGUAUUCCUUAUGUGAGAAGUCUUUUCUUCAGGAAAAACUCUCUCAUUGUGGGAAAUUCAUCAAGCAGCAGGCAGAGCCAGUGAGUUGGAUCGCUGGGUCAAAUGAUUCAGCAAGUUCAGUACAAGAAGUUGGGGUAAGCAAUAUUUCUAGUUUGGUGGAACCUGUUGGUUCUCAUACAGAAUUAAAAAAAUCAGUAGUUUCUCAGAAUUCUUUCCAAAGAAAUGUGCAGGAGGGAACACCACCGUUCCAGCAAAUGUUAAAUAAUCACUCAGAUAUUUUAUCUGAACUAAAAAGGACGGCCCUGAAAACAGAAUUCUCUGCAUGUGGUAAUUAUGCUGAAUCUUGUGGAAGAAAUGAAGCUAUGAAUGGCAGUUAUCAUCCCCUUGAUGGUGAAAAUCAAAACACAGAACCAAUUAAGGGGACCAGCAUUGGUGAACUACAACAUUCAUUUAAACAUGAUAUGGGUGGUUCUGCUUCGAAGUUACUGGAUGAGAAGGGAAACCGUCUUCCCCAACCAAUGAAGUAUUUUCAGAAAAAUAAUAAUGCUGAACCUCAUAUUAACAGUAAAUUGCAAAAUAAUGAUUACAACUUCAGCAUUGUGCGUGGUGCAACUGUUUCAUCCCCUGUUGUAGAUGUAAUGGAGAGUUCUCUUCCAACAUCUUCACUCUUUUCUCUUAGCAUCGGCUUAGAUAAAACCAAACAAUGCUCUUUGGGAAACCAAUUCGAUGGAAGUACAUCAAAAAAUCAUAGUAACUUAUACAAUCAGAGUCAUAGAUCAUUGGAGGCAAUGAAGAGCAAUCUCAUCAAUGUUGACGAUAACAUGACGACAUUUUCACCUAUUACGACGAGUCAUCGGGAUUCUUCCCAAAUUCUGAUUCGUAAAAGAUCCGCAGAAAGUAAUGGUGAUAUGUCCUUAUCUGAUGAACCUGCCCACCAUCUUCCAACAACUAUUAGGGCAUAUAUCUCAGAAGAUUACUGCGGGCAAGGAGUUGAACGCCAUUUAGAUGCAAGUCCAGCUCUCAGGGUGAAUGAUGCUAGCAGAGCUUCGGUGUUUCAUAACUCAGAGAAUGGCCAAGUUUCUAGACAGCAGUUUUCACUACUUGAUCAGGACAUGGUUGAUUACUAUGAUUCAAGAGCUAGAAACACUGAACUUGGAAACUGUGAUUAUGGAACAGUUAGGCCAAAAAAUGUGGUUCCUACAACAGAUAUGAACCAUAAUGUGCCCAUGGAGGCCGUGGUUACUGUGGAAGAUGUAACGGAUAGGGUUCCUUCUGAUGUUCCACUAGCACCAGCGGUUAUACCCUAUGUAAUUGGGGAUAAAAGUGACGUAGAAGAAUUGGACCAUUCAUCUCCAAGGGUAGACAGUGCGGAUAGUGCUCCUGUAUCUGAAUCGCACCAGGAUGCUAGAGAUGAUGAAAUAGAUACUGAGGGAUCUAUGAGCGAUGCUGCAAUAGCUGAAAUUGAAGCUGGUAUUUAUGGUUUGCAGAUUAUAAAGAAUGCAGACCUUGAAGAACUACGUGAAUUGGGAUCAGGUACUUUUGGUACUGUUUUUUAUGGAAAAUGGAGGGGAACUGCUGUUGCUAUCAAGCGAAUCAAGAAAAGCUGCUUUUCGGGGAAAUUGUCUGAGCAAGACCGAUUGACUAAGGAUUUCUGGAGGGAAGCCCAAAUCCUCUCAAAGCUUCAUCACCCAAAUGUGGUUGCUUUCUAUGGGGUAGUUCCAGAUGGAGGAGGUGGCUCGCUGGCUACCGUAACAGAAUUCAUGGUAAAUGGAUCUCUUAGGCAUGUCCUGCUGCAGAAGGAUAGGGAACUAGAUCUUCGUAAAAAACUUAUAAUAGCAAUGGAUGCAGCUUUUGGGAUGGAAUACUUGCAUUCCAAGAAUAUUGUCCAUUUUGAUUUGAAGUGUGACAAUUUAUUAGUUAACCUGAGAGAUUCCCAAAGGCCAAUAUGCAAGGUGGGAGAUUUUGGACUGUCAAGAAUUAAGCGUAAUACUUUGGUUUCUGGAGGUGUGAGAGGAACUCUUCCAUGGAUGGCUCCCGAGUUAUUGAAUGGGAGCAGCAACCGGGUUUCUGAGAAGGUGGAUGUCUUCUCAUUUGGAAUUGCAAUGUGGGAGAUCAUAACAGGAGAGGAACCUUAUGCUAAUAUGCAUUGUGGUGCUAUCAUAGGAGGAAUUGUUAACAACACCCUUCGUCCGCCGAUCCCUGAAAACUGCAACACUGAAUGGCGAAAGCUAAUGGGGCAGUGCUGGUCCGCCGAUCCUUCUCAACGCCCUUCGUUCACCGAGAUCGCCAACAAGCUUCGUUCGAUGUCUAUGGCAGUCCAGCCCAAAGCACAAGCUCAGGCUAGCAGGUGAAACAAAAGCAGCCAUGAUUACUAACUGAAGUUUUGCUGGAAAUUGUUGAUCUCUCGGCCUCAGGAAAAGGGCUGUUUUGUCAAUUCUGAGAUCUUAUAAGCAUGAGCCAAAUGUGCAUUAUUCUUCAUUAUUACCAUAGUAUAUAUAUUUUUGUUAUAUCUUUUUUGCUGGAUUCAUGGAAUAUAUGCUUGCCUGUAUAGUGGUUUAAAUUGUCUUUCUUUUGACACAUUGAGAUGUAAGCAAUUAUCUUUUGUGAUGCAGCACCAAUAAUGAAUUUUCUUCGCAGCUCA
This is a messenger RNA of Phalaenopsis equestris, 4373 nucleotides long. RefSeq names its product serine/threonine-protein kinase STE20-like. Gene Ontology annotation, molecular function: protein binding; protein kinase activity; ATP binding. The record is from RefSeq and is a predicted model, not a curated record. The coding region runs from base 406 to 4083 and encodes 1225 amino acids. Gene Ontology annotation, cellular component: cytoplasm. Gene Ontology annotation, biological process: protein phosphorylation; signal transduction. NCBI's taxonomy places the organism in Eukaryota, Viridiplantae, Streptophyta, Magnoliopsida, Asparagales, Orchidaceae. The transcript is spliced from 10 exons.